AUGUCAAAAAAUUCGGCAGAGUAUAAAGAACUACUUGAUUUGAAAUCUAGUGGCAAGUAUGUUCCUCCAGCAAAGUUGAAAGCGCUACAAACAAAAAUCAGCAAUUCAUCUGAAUCAACAAGUGAAGAGUAUCAAGUGGUACAGUGGGAACAAUUAAAACGAUCCAUUAACAGACAAGUAAAUAAAUGCAAUGUAUCAAAUGUACGUGAAAUAGUGAUUGAGUUAUUCAAAUUGAAUUUGCACAGGGGAAAGGGUUUGUUGAUACGAUCAAUAAUGAAAGCACAAUUAACAGACUUGAUAUUUACACCAGUAUAUGCAUCCUUAAUAGCAGUAUUGAACUCCAAAAUCCCAGAAAUAGGGGAAUUGAUGCUUAAUCGUUUGCUUCUUCAAUUUCGGAAAAAUUAUGUUAAAAACAAGAAGAAUUGUAUCUCAUCUGCAAUUUUCUUGGUGCAUCUUAUAAAUCAGAGAGUGUGCAGCGAAAUACUAAUCUUGCAAAUUCUUCAGUUAUUGCUUGAAAAUCCCACAAACGAUUCUAUAGAAAUAUGUGUGGAGAUAAUGAAUCAAGUUGGUAAAUACUUGCAAGAGAACUCUGUAGCUGCAAACAACAUGAUAUUUAACAGGUUAAGAAUUAUACUACACGAGAAUGAAAAUAUAAAUGAUAGGAGUCAAUUCUUGAUUGAGAACCUAUUCAAGACUAGAAAAGAUGGUUAUUCUCAGUAUCCAAGUAUAAAGAAGGAAUUAGAUUUGGUAGAAUUUGACGAUCAAGAAACCCAUAUACUUGAAUUAGAUGCUAAAGUUAAAUCUAAUGACCAACUAAACAUAUUUCAAUUUGAUGAAAGAUAUAAUGACCAUGAGAAACAAUAUGAUGCUGUGAGGAAAGACAUAUUGGGUGAUAGUGAUGAAGAAGAUGAUGAGAGUGAUGAAGAAGAGAGUGAAGAAGACAACAAAGAAAUUCUUGAGAUAAAAGAUAUGACAGAAUCAAACUUACUCAACUAUCAAAAGACCGUGUAUUUGACUGUUAUGUCAAGUAUGUCAUCGGAUGAAGCUGUUCACAAAUUGAUAAAACUAAAUUUUAAAAAAUCAAACGAAGAAAAGUACAAGAAUAACGAAAUAUUAGUAGAUAUGAUUAUCAAGUGCUGCUCACAAGAGAAAACAUACUCAAAGUACUAUGGGGUAAUCGGUGAAAAAUUGUGCUCGAUGAAUAAGCAUUGGCAUACGAUUUUUGUUGAUACAUUUAAAAAGUAUUAUAGCACAAUCCAUCAAUUCGAAACAAAUUCAUUGCGGAAUAUAGGUAAAUUUUUUGGGCAUUUGUUUGCGCUGGAUAAAUUAGCUAUAGAAAAAAGCUGGAACAUCAUUAAACUCACAGAAGAAGAUACCAAUUCUGCAAGCAGAAUUUUCAUCAAAUUUAUAUUUCAAGAAAUCAUUGAAGAGAUCGGUAUAAAGGGCCUACAGGAAAGACUCGAUGACGAUCUAAUUAGAAAGGAAACAAAUGGUUUGUUUCCGAGACAAGACGUCACAUAUAGGGAUGCGGAAAAUAUCAGGUUCUCUAUUAACUUUUUCACGGCAAUUGGUCUAGGUGUAUUGACUGAAGAAAUGAGAGACGUUUUGAAAAACUUACCGCCAGAAGAACGAGGUAGAAGUCACAGUAUUUCUGGUAGCUCCAGAAGUGGAAGCUCAAGUUACUCAAGAAGCCGAAGCUAUUCUCGAAGCUCUGGAAGUUAUAGUCGCUCAAGAAGUAACUCAAGAAGCCGCUCAAGAAGUCGUUCGGAGAGCCUUACGAGAGGUCGGACAAUGUCUCGCGACAGAAGUAGAAGCUUCUCCCGUAGUAGGAGCACCAGUAGAAGCAGAGGUGAUUCCUUUUCGCGAUCGCCUAGCCGAUCGCCUAGCCGAUCGCCCGCUGACUCAAAACGACUCAAACCAAAUUGA
This is a messenger RNA of Debaryomyces fabryi, 1926 nucleotides long. RefSeq names its product U2-type spliceosomal complex subunit (gene CWC22). The transcript has a single exon. Gene Ontology annotation, molecular function: protein binding; RNA binding. Gene Ontology annotation, biological process: mRNA splicing, via spliceosome. Lineage: Eukaryota; Fungi; Ascomycota; Pichiomycetes; Serinales; Debaryomycetaceae. The coding region runs from base 1 to 1926 and encodes 641 amino acids. Gene Ontology annotation, cellular component: catalytic step 2 spliceosome. The record is from RefSeq and is a predicted model, not a curated record.